Molecule: messenger RNA, 3777 nt
Organism: Ctenocephalides felis (cat flea)
Lineage: Eukaryota; Metazoa; Arthropoda; Insecta; Siphonaptera; Pulicidae
Exons: 11
Coding region: 1-3777 (1258 amino acids)
Molecular function (GO): lysozyme activity
Source: RefSeq, a predicted model, not a curated record
AUGGCUGACAAGGGAAACUUUAUAAACCCUAGAAAAAGAGUAAAAAAUAAAUCAGAUUCUGAUUCUGAAAAUGAAGAUCUGCAGCUCGAGAUAUCAGCCCAGGGUCGCGUAGUGGGUGCACUGUUGAGAGCCUACGGCAAAGAAGAGAAAUCGAAGGAAGAACUAGAUUCAACUUGUACUAGCAGCGAAAAUCCUUCAGGAGAUUGUCCUCGAGGAAUUAGAGGAUUGGAGAGGAGAUAUCACCUGUUGUACUUGCGCGCACUUGAGUGGCAGUGCCUGCUGGAAGGACUGCUGGCAUCAUCAAUACCAUCGACACCAUCGUGGGCUCAUUCCCAAUCUGACCACGAAGAAGAACCUUUGCCAAAACAGGCGAGACUCAGCACAGAUUUCAAACGAAAUUCACUGAGGGCGCAGUCGGAUACGAGUGAUUAUUUUUUCCAGGAGGAUGAAUCAUCAGCGCUAACCUGCCCGCCCAAGGGGGCCCCAUCUGGAUCACCUGCAAGUGGCGCCAGUUCUGAGGCGGACGUCGAAUCACUGGACGGAGCUUUGAGGACGGCCAAAAGGAUUUCUAUUAAGGACACGUCUUCAAGCGAUAUGGACACAGACUCAGAUUUCAACGAUAACAAGGACUUCGUCCUGACCAAAAUCACCGACACCGUUAUCAAACGUGUGAAAAACAUCGAAAUUUCCAAAUACAACCGAUCGAAUCGAACCGCUGACAACGUGGCCACAUUUUACUUCAAACACAGAGACACCGAUUCCGAAAUCGAUCAUCGCAGCAACAGCAACGUUGGCUUGACAGGAUCAGAAUUUGAUGCCGAAGAAUUCGCCAUAAUGUCUUCGGAAAGUGACAACGAAAAACAACAGCAGGACAUGUCGGAGAAACUGGAAAAUAUGGUCAACGGUAACGGGCAGCAUCAUGGUAAAUUGGACAACCAAGUGGAUAAUGCAGGAAAUUUGGAUAAUGCUGUAAAUGAUAACCAAGAAGUCAUUGUUCCUACAGUUAGGAAGAAUGCGACGAGGAAGACUCAGGAGAAUAUUAGGAAACUGGUGCAAGAGGCUGAACACCUGGUAAGAGAAGAUACUGAUCGUGGAAGAAUUGGAAAACAAGGCAGAUCUCGCAAUUUUGAUAAUGCUUCAAGGAUAAAGGAAUGGCUCCGCAAAUCCAGUUCGCCCUGCGGUCUCUCCACCUCCCCAUCAGGCAGCGCCCCCCUCGACAGUUGCGACGCAUCAGGCGAGUGCACCUCCAGCAGCGACAGCGAAGCCGGAGGAGGCGCCCAUGCCGGAUCGGCCGAGAGCUCCGGCGAACCCUCGGGCUCUGUGGCGACUUACCGACGUGCUCUUGGAGACUCGCAAGCGACAUCCACGGAAUUGAUCGAUACGGAUAGUAAUGGAGCACCCACUGUGCCUUUGACUGAUGGGGGUAACGGGGGUAGUUCGCCGGAUAGUCCAACUCCAGUUAAGGUUAUUAUGCGAUCUGGUAAAACAUCAGCAACUCGUCCAUGGUCCGUCUCAUGUGUGUCCCAACUUACCCCAAAUGGUGAAAUGUUGAACGUGGAAAACUUACAAAAUGAAACUACAACUGAUGGAUUACAAAAGAACAAAAUGGCACAACAAUUCAGUCAUUCGGAAUCGGCUUUGCAUAUUUUGGAUAACAUGGCGAGCUAUCACGGAGAUUUCGGCAGAACGGAUAAUAAGUUCGAUAUCAGGAAGAAAAAGCUCAGGCUGAAGAAAAGACAGGGAAGAAAAAGUGAAUCCAGCAACGAUGCCUAUGCAGUCGAAUCAUCGGCCGGACAACACUCUCCAAAACAAGGAAGCCUGGUAAAAUCCCGAUCGUUCUCUGGACACUCUCAGAUCAAUUUAGAACGCAUCCUCUCUUCACCGACCCUCAAACACCUCACUAAUGAAAAGUGCCAUUUAACCACUAUGCCAGUAAAUUUCGAAAUCGGUGGAAAUAUAACAAAUGCACCAAUCCUGGAAAAUAUUGUCACAUCUGAAGAACACAGCAGUAGCUUUUCUGAAGCUUGGGAUAAUUAUCAGGAUAAGUACUUGUCAGAGUCUUAUUCUGAAUGUGUAGAUACUGAGGCAGCAAGGAGGUUAUUAGAUUUUGGUGAGGAUUAUAGGAAUUAUAUAGAUUCACAAUCAGAUUGUUGCUCGUCUUUGUCAAACUUUGGAACAAAUCUAGAUGUUGGCAAUAAGAAGUUCUUGAAAAAUUUGAUAGCUAAUUCACCUGAUUACAUCAGAAAAUCUAUAGAUGAUUAUUCUUUCGAUAAUUCUGAAGACACAGAUCUGGAUUGCCGUAGAAAGAUUAGAUCUGAUUUGCAUCAAAGACGUCGCUCAAGCAAGGAAAGAAGAAGCUCCAAAUUGACUUCAGAUAGUGACUCAAGUAAAAACUCUUCGAAACGCAAAAAUAGUUGUGGAAUGAAAAAUAAUUUAGCAGAUAUGGAAUCCAUGAAAAGAAAAAGUAACAGCAAGCUUAAACUCAAGAUGCGUUCUAAUACGAUGACUGACAGUGAUUCGGAUUUGGAUGAGCUACGAAGACUGGUGACUGAAUCCAAAGUUCAAUUGGACAGAAGCGAAGCCUUGUGGUGCAGCAACGAUCCCAAAUCAGAAAUGGACAGAGGAAUUAUUCUCCAACCAAGGGACUAUGCUGAAAUAAUAUUAACCUGCCGCGAGAACAUCAGAUGUCUGGAAGCAGUCAUGACCAGAGCCUGCGGCGCAAUCCUGAACGAUGUCCAGGGCCAGAAUUUGCGCGGUAAGUUCAUUGCUUCAACUCCAUUGGUUUCCGGCUUGAAUAAACCAAUUAAAAAAUCAGUAAUAGAAACCGAAAAGAUAGAAGAAAAUUUGGAAGUUAAUAGGAAUAGCAAGUUUAAGUCGGUUCAGCCUGUUGUUAAGAAAGCCAAGAUGUCUCAUAAAAAUAAUUUAGUCGAGCAAACCAGUAAAGGUUGUAAUUGUGGUAAUGCUGAUAGAAGUUCUAAUUCCCAAACCGUUUACAAUGUUAAUAUAAAUAAACCAAAUGGUAAAACCAAAAGUAAAAGGAAACCUAGUAAAAAAUCUCCUAAAUCACAAGGUUGUAAAUGUAACAAAAACAUUUACAACAAGUUAUGUGAUAUCUCAAGCCAAAUACAAGAUUUUUCCAAAACUGAAUCUACUUUAAAAAAUGCAGUAAAUGAUGAUGAGCUUAUCACACAUUUGAGUACAUUUUUUAAAUCCCUUCGAGUCACAUCCAAUUCAGAAAACAAAAGUAUCAUUUUGAACGAUUGUGGUGAAUUAGUAACAGCAUGCAAAUGCCAUCCAAUUGCCAAAAGCUCUGAUUGGUUGACGAUGAAUAAAAAAAAUAUAUUUAUUUCAGCUCGUCCUUUUCUGACAAAUCUAUCCCGCGAUUGCCUACGAUGUUUAUGCCAUGCAGCUUCUGGGUGCAAUCUAGCGUCACCGUACGAGUGUUCAUCUGAUGGACGCUGUGGGCCCUUUCGAUUGUCAUAUGGCCAGUGGAAAGAUGCAGGACGGCCUACACCUGAAACGCCAAGGCCAGGGUUGCGCACCACUGGCGGCGAACCGGACUUUACGGACUGCGCUGGCGAUUACAGAUGCGCGGAAUAUGUUGUCAUAACGUAUAUGGAAAUUCAUGGCCAGGAUUGUAACGGUGACCAAGUGACGGAUUGUGACGAUUACAUGCUGAUCAACGCCCACGGGAACAUGCCUUGCUACCGAAGACUCAAUCGGACAUCGGACGGAAGAGAAUAUUUACAGAGAUACAGAGUCUGUAGACCUUCGUGA